Molecule: messenger RNA, 348 nt
Organism: Racocetra persica
Lineage: Eukaryota; Fungi; Glomeromycota; Glomeromycetes; Diversisporales; Gigasporaceae
Source: the annotation of a GenBank genome assembly
AUGAACACGCGCGCAAAAACCGCUGGCCUUAUAAAAGAAUUUUUCUCUUCCUCUAAUUAUGCCGUCGUAGGUGCUUCAACAGAUCCCUCAAAAUACGGCAAUAAGAAGGAAACAGAAAUUGAGGGACUAAGUUGUGUUCCAAACUUAUCUUCGUUACCAAACUUUGAACCUAAUAAUACGUCUGUUUCGAUAAUAACACAGCCAAAUGUAUCAAAGGAUUUGGGGAUUACUCGUAUAUGGCUUCAACCAGGGGCUGAAAACAUUGAAUGUCAAGAAUAUGCAAGUAAAGUUGGAUUGCAAAUAAUUAGUGGUGGUCCUUGUGUUUUGGUUAAUGGGGUUAAACUUUAG